This is a messenger RNA of Esox lucius (northern pike), 3450 nucleotides long. It is a transcript of the gene gdf6a, whose product is annotated as growth differentiation factor 6a. Gene Ontology annotation, molecular function: cytokine activity; growth factor activity. The transcript has 2 exons. Gene Ontology annotation, biological process: SMAD protein signal transduction; BMP signaling pathway. Bases 126 to 1367 code for a protein of 413 amino acids. Gene Ontology annotation, cellular component: extracellular region. The record is from RefSeq and is a predicted model, not a curated record. Lineage: Eukaryota; Metazoa; Chordata; Actinopteri; Esociformes; Esocidae.
CACUUUUCUGGUGAAACAAGAACGCAGAAGUCCACCUCUGGCGUGCAGUCUAUCUUCAGCUCUAACUUUCCAAAAUUGGUUUCAUUGUGGAGAGGGCUUUGAAAAAUAUUUUGGACAUUACCAACAUGGACGCAUUUCGAGUAUUAACGUUGUAUUUGCUGCUCAUCUUCAUUUGGAAUAUACCAUGUUUUCAGUCAGCUGCUAUUAUAUCUCCCUCAGUACCAAGGAGAAACAAGGGAGCCAGCAUCAUUCAUGAUGGACAUAGGUCAACCAAAUUUCUAAAAAAGAUCUUUGCAUCCUCUCCUAGCUUAAGCAUUCACCGAGAAGACUUUAAGGACGCAGUUGUGCCCCACGAUUACAUGCUCUCCAUAUACAGGACGUACUCUGCUGCAGAGAGACUCGGACUAAACGCAAGUUUUUUCCGCUCUUCAAAGUCUGCUAACACCAUAACAAGUUUUGUGGACAGAGGAACAGACGAUCUCUUGCACUCUCCUUUGCAAAGACAAAAGUAUCUGUUUGAUGUCUCAACCCUUUCAGACAAAGAGGAGCUGGUUGGAGCUGAAUUAAGGAUUUUCAGAAAAGUGCCCGGGGAUUUCCAAGCGUCCCCGACAAGUCUGUAUGACAUCCAAUUACUCUCCUGUCGAUCAGAACGGCUACUGGAUUCCAGAUCCCUUGACCCUCUGGAUUCCCAAAAACCAGGAUGGGAGGUUUUGGACGUGUGGGGAAUGUUUAAAAACCCGCAUCACUCAGCCCAGGGUGGCCAGAUAUGUCUCCAACUCAAGGCCACUCUUGGUAAAUCAGAAACGGAAGUCGAUUUAAAACAGCUGGGAUUUGACAGAACCGACCGAACCCAGCAAGAGAAGGCCAUCUUGGUGGUUUAUACCAGGUCCAAGAAAAGAGAGAACCUGUUCAACGAAAUGAAAGAGAAGAUCAAGUCACGUGGAUCUGAGAGCCAGUCGGACGAGGAGAGGGGCCUGCAGUUUAAAGCCAGACGCAGACGUAGGACUGCAUUGAACAAUCGUCAUGGGAAGAGACAUGGCAAAAAAUCAAAAUCUAGAUGCAGCAAAAAGGCUCUGCACGUGAAUUUCAAAGAGCUAGGGUGGGAUGAUUGGAUCAUUGCGCCUUUGGAUUACGAGGCGUACCACUGCGAGGGCGUGUGCGACUUCCCAUUGAGAUCGCAUUUAGAGCCAACAAACCAUGCCAUCAUUCAAACUCUCAUGAAUUCCAUGGACCCAAAUAGCACACCACCUAGCUGUUGUGUUCCCACCAAACUAAGUCCCAUCAGCAUUCUUUACAUAGACUCGGGCAAUAACGUUGUGUAUAAGCAGUACGAGGACAUGGUUGUUGAGCAGUGUGGCUGCAGGUAGCGUCUUGGCAACUCUUGAAAGUAUUUAAACCCCGUAAAAUCAAAGAUAAGUCAGUCGGUACAGCUUAGAGUUUGAAAGCUUGGCUACAACUGUCCAUGGCAUAUCUGAAGCAUAUAGACCCAUGCGUCUGGCCAUAUCAUGGUGCGGCUAAACUUAACUCAAAAGGGAUCCGCCUGAGGUGUUAUUUGUAGUGGUGGCCUGUGCAAGCAUGCAUAUUUAUUUUUGUCCAAAUUAAAGUCAGUAAAAUCUUUCAUAGCUUUCGAUGUUCAAUUGCUGUCUUCAUCUACAUGCCCAGAAAACCUUUUUCAUCCAUUUGACACGUUUUCAAUAGCACGGUCAAUUGUUUGCCAGGCCCUGACAUGGAUUGAGAGGCUGUCAUAACUCCUUUGCCUAUAUCCACCGUGGAGGGGUGGGCAUCAAAAUGGCUCAGGCGUGGCCAAUCAUUAUUAUAUUGACAUUCACAUGUCAAUAUAAUAAAAUAGAUAGUUGUUAUAUAGGCCAUUAUAACGUUAACGUCUGAGGAAACGUAGAAUUGUUGGUCUUUCAUUCGUGGACUGUGUCCAAAAUGGGCACAGUGGAAUGCACCUGUUCAAACUAGGCCGCAGUCACGGGAUAGCCCUUGUGCAUUGUUGCAGCUCCCUGCUACGGUUUUGCAAAGAGGACUCAUUUGUUGCGGGUGUUUCCAGGCUCACUGCCAGUGACCAGUCUAAACUACCCAGCUCUUCUGAUGCGUUAUCAAUAGGCCGUAGCCCCCCUCCCUCUCGAAAGGUGAAUGUAAUCUACCAAACACAAUGGGGUCUGAGGAAAAGAGAUAGCGCGGGUAUGCCUAGAAGAGAUUUCCCUGCGCCUUGCUUCCUCUGAAUCGCUCCUAAGUCAUCACAGCCGGGGGAAUCGAAUGUAAGACUAAACAGACAAGUAAAACUAUUGGAUCUAUGGAAAUUGGCAUUCGUAUUGUGCCUGCCCUUGACAGCUGACUGACUUGUUGGAGGCACCGUGAAAGGCGACUUGGAUGCACACAGGAGCACGCGAGGACACUAGAAGCCACCGUUAAAUAAUUAAGACAAAUAUUUGCAUCGUCAACGUCUGCAUCUUUACAAAAUGCACUUCCACAACUGACUGCGCCUAUGUCAUGUAGUCAGGAUGAACGGCUUUUUCAUGAUACAUCGACUGACCAGAAAUGACUCGCAAAGGAGAUGAUAUUUAAAUGCACAUUAGCUUUGAAUGCACUGCUGUUCAUUAUUUGAGCUGUACAUAUUUGUAUAGUUAAAACUUUACAAGUGCAACGAAUGGAGAAAUGACUAAAUGCAUUUCUUUGUAAAUGUACAUACCUUAAAUGCACUCAAAUCGUUAUAAUUUCUAUUCUAUAAUAAUUUUAUUAUUUGUGAUGUACAGAGUUUCAUGAUAAUCAUAUAUUUCUUACAUUGAUAAGAGUAAUUUAAGCUGUAUCCAAUAUUUGUUUUUGCUGAGGGUGGAAAUACCAUUAUUGAUGUCUACCUCAUAAUUACCUAGGUCCUGAGUUCUGAGGUGCAUUCAACUAGUGUUACGUUUUUUUCAAUGAUAUAUGAAAUUAUACGUUUAUAUACAUACAUAUUAAUGGAUACUAUUCCACACCAUUACUGUACUAAUAAAAUGAAAAAAAAAUGAAAAAAAAUCCACUUCCCUUGUAUUCCCAUGACUCUAUUCCCCGUGUAAUUUGACAGAAAUCGGUGAACUGCCCAUCUGUGUGACAAAGGGAAAACAUCACUUUGAAGUGAUAUGUAACUCUACGUCCCCCCUAGUGAAGUUACAGAUCUGCAACUCACUAAUUACAGUACUUUUAACAUUGUUGGAAGCCAAGAUUUAAUAGAUUCAGACAAGGAGGAUUUGAAUAAUGGUAAAAUACACACUUCUAUUUCAGCUUUGGGUAUUUUCCGAAAAAUUAAGUAAAAAGUUAAGAGUGUCCCCAUUUAUGUUUGCAUUACAAGUGACUAGAAAAAUUCUCGUUUUCCCCUUGGUUUCAAAACUUGAAUGGGAUAUCCUGUUUGUUUAUAUAUUGUUGACAUUUCUCAAACAUUUUCAAUUAAUUUCAAUCUUAUGAGAUAAC